UUUGAAAUUGAAUUAUUUCCUUUGCAACAGAUUGUCUGUACUGUAAGAUCCCAAGUUUACGAUAUCACUAGGCUUCUACCAUUCUUUAGAAUUAGUCUGGAUAGUAUGGAUAUGGAUGAACGGUUGAACAAGGAUAUGAAAACCUUCAUCGACAAUAGAAUUGAGAAAUCCAAACUGAUCAGGGGUAAUAUACGGAGUAAGGUUGGAGAACAAGAAACCUUGGAAACCUUUACACAGUUCCUUGUCUGCAGAGCUAAGGGGUGUUUCCUGUACUCAAAACUGGUUUUGGAUCUCAUAGAACGAGGGCAGUUGGUUUUGAAGUCUGGAAGCUACAAGGUGAUCCCCAGAACACUAUCAGAGAUAUUCCUUCUUAUCUUCAACCUUAGGUUUUCAACUUCUUUGAGCUAUGAAAAAGUUUCGGAGAUUUUCGCCAUUUGUCUCUCUUCAUUACAGUCAUUGAGCUUAGCAGAGGUAUUUAAACUGUACAGUUCUCUCUCUUUGUACACACAGGUUGACUGGGCAGAAUUUAAGAAGCGUUACAUCUCAAUCCAAGACCUUUUAGUUUCAAGAUCGGACGGAUCUUUGAUGUUCUUCCAUCCAACUCUCAGGGACUGGCUGGUUAAACGAAGGGAUGGAGAGAGUGAGAGGUUCCUUGUUGAUGUUAGAACCGGUCACGCGGCAAUAGCUUUCUCAAUCACUAGGUAUAAAACAGUGAUGAGGCCAGAGAAGAUCCUAACCAUGGUGCAUCAUGUUCUGAAGGCAAACUUGAAUAAGAACACGGAAUUGAACAACUCUUUGUACUACAAGGACUUGCAGGCAGUUUUAAUUUCUCUAACUACAGAUGAUGUAUCAUCUGCUCUCGGCUCUUCUAGAAAUAUCUACAGUCCUAACUUAAAGGUUUCCAAGCUUUUGCUGCUAGCUGGAGCCUCCCCUGAUCACAUUACAGAGGAACUAGAUCAGUCUCCUCUCCUGGCUGUAUAUUCAUACCUAGGGAUCCUAGACAUGGUUAAACUACUCUUGGAGUACUCAGCUGAUACCAAUCAAACCAACAACAGAGGACAAGGUUCACUAUUCUUCGCUGCCCAACAAGGUCAUUGUGAUGUUCUUGAAUGGCUGAUUGAUUACGGAGCACAGUUGAACCUGGUCUCUAAGUCUGGAGUUUGCUCACUUGUUGCUGCAGCAAGAGAAGGUCAUCUUAAGAUUGUAGAGCUGCUGUUAGAGAAGGAUUGGUUGGAAGCUCCUGACCAUUUGCUGAGUAAAUCUGAAGCAGCAAAUCAAGCUAUGGUAGCAGCUGCACAGUUCGGACACAAACAUGUGUGUGAGUACCUGCUAGACCUUGGGUACAUCCAGGUAGAUCAGAUUGAUAAUUUGACCGGAUUGACCUGCCUUGCCGCUGCAGCAGCUGCCGGUCAUAAGCAGCUGGUACAUCUCUUCAUCAAACACGGGGCCAGAUUGAGAACUGCUUCUAUAGAAGGAGAAACUGCUCUUCAUUUAGCAGCAAGAAAUGGAUGUUGGGACGUGGUGGACCUCCUGGUUCGACAUGAUGUAGAGCUGGUUCAGGUUCAGGAUAUUCAGGGGAGAACUUCAGUAGCUGCAGCAGCAAUAGGUGGACAUCUGGGAGUGGUUGAACUACUCCUUGAACGGGGUGGACUCCUAGACCACCAGGACUCCCAGGGGUACAGUCCACUCCAUCAUGCAGUCCUGCACUGCCAGGUCCAGGUGGUCCGUCUACUCCUAGACCAAGGAGCAGGAGUAGACAUCAAGGAUAAUCAAGGGCGGAGCUGUCUGAGCCUUAGCGUUGAUACAGGAGAUAUUCAGAUUAUUGAGAUACUUCUUGAUUUUGGAGCAAACAUGGAGGUUGGAGAUGGUCUGGGUGUACGGCCCCUGGAGAAGGCAAUCUCUCAAGAUAAACCGGAUGCCGUCUCGUGUUUCCUUCGACGCGGAGCCAAACUUGGAUCCGGCACAUGGAUUAGUGCCGAGGGAAAACCGGAAAUACAGAUGAUUUUGAUCAACAAAAUUCUAGAAGAUGGAAACACACUGUUCAGAAAGAACAAGUUACUGGAAGCAUCACAUCGUUAUAAAUACGCACUAAGAAGAAUACCAAGACUAGAUGUUGAAUGGGCGGAUACUUUCUUGAAGCUGGAGUCCCACCUCCUCCUCAACCUCAGUAGGGUGGAGAGAAGGCUGGGUAACCUCAAGGAGGCGGAGCAGUUGGCCCAGCAGGUACUAGAGUAUGACGAGGAGAGUGUAGAAGCCCUGGUUGCCAAGGCUAAAGCUUGUAGAGCUGGUGGAAGGAAGGAAGAAGCUCUCUCUCUUCUAUCUACAGCUCUAAAUCUAGUUCCAACUAACAGAGAGAUUAGUAGAGCUAUUGCCAAAUUGAGAGAUGAAGUUGAACCAGAAGCAUUGGUUCAACUAGUUCAGCUUCCUCCUCACCUUGGAUCCAUACAAUCUAUACCAUACAUUGAUGAUUCAUCUACGAACUGUAGUAGCAUAGGCUCAUAACCAGCUACAUAGCUGUAGUAGCUUAGGUUUAUAAUCUCCUACCUAACUAUAGUAGAAUAGUCUCAUAAUCUUCUACAUAACUGGAUAAGUAGCAUAGGCUCAUAACGAGCUACAUAACCAUAGUGGCAUAGGCUCAUAAUCUGAUACAUAACUGUAGUAGCAUAGGCUCGUAAGUCAUAACCAGCUACAUAAAUGUAGCAGGAUUAGGUUAUAAAUUGCUACAUUAACCUAACAUAGUAGUAACAAAUGGCCAUAAUAAAAUUAAUGAAACAAGAUCCUGUUUCAUCUUUGAUUUUGUUCAGACUGCUAAUUACAGUUUUUUUUCACCAUCUACAAUGCUACUUCUGCUGAAACUAUUCAAGUAAUUGUCAACGAAUUAUCAAGUUAUGCAAUAUUAUACUUAUAACGCUUAAACAUAUCUGUGUAAUCGUGCUAACCUGUCCCAAAAUAUUUUAAAAUUAAUUUCGAGUGAGUGAAACAAUUUUUAUUUAAAUUUUUUUUUAAUCAAUUCAAAGUAAUUUUGUAAUGCAUUGCGCUCGCAAUUGUUUUUAUAUUUUCUGUGACUUGUGUUUAUGAGAGGUUAAUAUGUGCACCGCUUAUUCAUAUCACGCCAACUUAUUUAUAACUAUAAUAUAGGCAUUAUAUAAUAAAGUUCCUAGGGGAGGGGAGGGGGUUGAGUUUGAAUCUCAUUUUUUAUAGUUUUGUAAUUAAAUUUUAAGGAAACGUUAUUUUGUCAUCCUUUUAGGUGUUUGCUAUUUAUCCAAGUGCAAUUUGUAAAAUAUUAAAUGCUAUUUCUAUUGUCGCUUGGAAAUUACAAGUCCUAAAAGAUUUGUUUAGAAAUGCUGAAAUAUUUUCAGUGACCAGUGACCACCUGGACCAACAAGAUGUCUGUAUAGCGUGUUGUGUAAUAUGUAUAGAGCUACGCUUGUCUUAAAUUACAGCAUCUGUUCAAAUUCUAUAUAUUUGAUCAGUGCAAUAGUUUAAGAUGUAAACAAGAGUUCCUAAAACAUAAAAAAAACUAAAUUGUGAAAAAAAAUUUACAUUAGUUAUUUUUUCUUGUACCACUAGUUUGCAAACUGCUUGCUAAAAUAAAUUUUUUGAUGAUGUUAAA
This is a messenger RNA of Eurytemora carolleeae, 3613 nucleotides long. RefSeq names its product protein TANC2. NCBI's taxonomy places the organism in Eukaryota, Metazoa, Arthropoda, Copepoda, Calanoida, Temoridae. The transcript has 28 exons. Gene Ontology annotation, molecular function: protein binding. The record is from RefSeq and is a predicted model, not a curated record. The coding region runs from base 106 to 2502 and encodes 798 amino acids.